AGCCAGGCUGGUGCCUUUUCUGGAAUGCCAGCUAAUGUUUCUGGCACUUCAACAAGGAUGUUGGUGUUUCGUUUGUCAGUGAUGAUCAAGCUUUUCUUCCAGUUGGAUGCAUCUAUUUGUCCUGAGAAAUGUGACUGCUCUACAAAAAAUGCAAUUUAUUGCUCUGGCCCCCACAUAAAAGACCUGGAAUUGUUAAAUCUGCCUUGCAACAUGACUGAAAUUCACAUAACAAAUGCUAACAUAUCAUACUUGCAGGAUGUUUUUGCUAGGAUGGAGGAACUGCAGCAUCUCAUCCUGUCUUCAAACAACAUCGCUCUGGUUUCACCAACAGCUUUUAAAGGCUUGGGAAGGCUAAAAGUCCUCAAACUGCUGGAUAAUAAGCUGGUUGAACUUCCACCAGAAGUAUUUGAUGACAUGGUGCAGCUUCAGCAAUUGAUCAUUGAAAGUAACAGGUUGAAAUCUAUUGAGGAAAAUCUGUUUGACAAACUGGCUGGUUUGCAGGAGCUUUACUUGAACAAAAACCAACUAACAGCACUUCACAGUGGUGUGAUGAAGAAACUCACCAAACUCAGAGUAUUGAACUUGUCAAGAAAUUACUUAGCAGCACUGCCUAGAAAUAUAUUUAGUGCAUUAGCCAGGCUUGAGAGGUUGAUGCUGUAUAUUAAUAGGCUGUCUUCAAUAGAGUCUGGUGUGUUUGAUAGCCUGAAGGAGCUGCAGGAGCUUUUCCUCCAUUCCAAUAAUAUCCAUUCCAUCGCCCCUGACGCAUUUCAUUUUCUUCGUAAACUAAGAACGCUGACACUCUCCAGGAACAGGCUUCAGGUUUUGCCUUCUGGGCUUUUUUUGCACUUGCAUGACCUGUCUAAACUGACCUUGUACAGGAACCCACUGAAGUCUCUUCCAGAAGUACUGUUUGGAGAGAUGAGGCAUCUUGGUAGCCUAUGGCUGUAUCACACAAAGCUCUCAACAAUACCAGAUUUUGUGUUCAGUAACUUGACAAAUUUAGAGCUUCUUGUGCUGAGUUUUAACCCAGAGCUUACGGUUCUUCCUAGGAAUGUAUUCAGUGGCCUGAAUGAACUGCGGGGCCUUUCUCUCCAUACAAGCAAUAUUUCCAGUUUGCCAGAGGGAAUAUUUCUGAGCCUUCAGAAACUGCAGAACAUUUCCCUCUUUGAUACAAGGCUUGAGGUUCUUCCUAGAAACCUCUUUCAUAAUCUCAAGCACCUCCAGAAAGUUUACCUGAAUAGUACUAACCUGCAGUCUCUUCCUGCAGACUUCUUUACUGCUUUACCUGAGCUGGAAGAAGUUGUCCUUGACGACAACCCUUGGAUAUGUGAUUGCCAAAUUCUUGGUUUCCGAGAAUGGCUCCAAAAGAACACAGCAGUAGUUAAAAAUGUGCCAUCUCUGAUGUGCCACAGCCCAAUGGCACUGCAGAAUAUUUCUCUUGUGUCUCUAAGCAUCGAUGACCCAGAGUGCCUGCCAACCACAGCUAUGACCUAUCAGACGUUCAGCUCAACUUUGACAUCUGUGAUGGAGCACUUCACAUCAUCUCAGGAGACUGCUGUAACAGUGCUGUCUGACAUGGACAUCACCAGCACACCCACAUCAAUCCCUCCUGCAGCUCCAGGUUUUACCUACUCCCAUGUUGAAGAUGUUGGACAACCUGGGCUACAUUUCUCAGAUGUUCCAGUCCAAACUUCUCCAAACAUCAUAGCACGAACCAGCAGUGUUAGAGGGACAGAUUUGACUACUCUUGUCUGGUGGGAUGAGUUUCCAGCCCACAGCAGUGCUAAACCCUAUUUUAAUACCAGAGUUACUUAUUGCCAGCUAUUCUUGUGUGUUCACAGUUUGAUUUUAACACUCCAGACUGUAGUCAUUGUGCUCAGUCUGUAUGUGAUGGGUAACACCAGGCAACUCUUGCUCUCCAGAAAUAUUCCUGCUCAGCCUGUAGUUCUGAUAAGUAUAUUAAGAAGAUAG
Molecule: messenger RNA, 1971 nt
Organism: Camarhynchus parvulus
Lineage: Eukaryota; Metazoa; Chordata; Aves; Passeriformes; Thraupidae
Gene: GP5
Product: glycoprotein V platelet
Exons: 2
Coding region: 25-1971 (648 amino acids)
Cellular component (GO): extracellular matrix
Molecular function (GO): protein binding
Source: RefSeq, a predicted model, not a curated record